AUGCCGCCGGAUACGUCACAGCCCGCGGAGCCCAGUGCAGGCGCUGGAGGCGUUGAUGAGGAGAUCAGUAUCAUUGAAGAUGAUGAUGACCUUCCUGCCAACGCGAGCGCCACGCCUGCGCCUCGGCCGACACCGUCGGUCACAGCGAAGCGGCCCCACGAGCCGACGCCAAGCUUCGUCGGCGCACCCUCGGACCCGAGGAUGAAGCGGCCGAGGCUGGUACCGCCGAGCGCGGAUGGCAGCGCGACAGGGCCCCAGGAGGGUGCUGUGCCGACGCAAGCCAAGGUGCCAAGCGGAAGCGGGACCAACGGUGUGCGACACGCGCCCCACGGUGCGGUGCCCCUGGUGUCUUCAGCGCCAGGGGCGGAAGCUAGGAUUCCGGAGCCGCCGAAGCCACCGAGUCGCGAGAUCCGGUGCAUCUGCGGAGUUAAUGAGAUGAUCACACCCAACAGCCCGAUUAGCGGUCUGGUUGUGUGCAGGGCUUGCAAUUGUUCACUUCAUCAAAACUGUGUGAAGGGAACACUCAAUAGUACACCGCCGUCGCAGUUCGUGUGUCCUCCAUGCCGGUUAGAGCGCGUGGAUGAGUUUCACCCCACAGUUGGCGCGGGCUUGCUGAAGCACAGCUACGCGACUUGUUCUACCACGUUCUCUUUGACGUUCACGGCGCAGGCGACCCAGUGGAAGAGGCAGUGCUGGGCCGUCCAUCUGCGCUCCGUUCACGUUCAAGGGGGCGAUCUGAGCGGUCCGGCCUGGCCCCACAAAGUUCAGGGCAAGCUCAACGGACGACAAUGCGUGGCGAUCGACCCACCCAAGCAUCUUCACGUCAGACGGGAGCAGUGCUACAACUUGACACCCUUGUUGAAGCAGGGCUUAAACACGCUCGAGUUGCGAUUCUUCUCGAAGCCUGACAAGCCCAAAGAUGAAGCGGAGGACAACUACUGCGUCGGCGUGGUGCUGACUCGUCCUAGGUCCGUUGCUUCCAUCAUCUCCAGAAUACGCGCCCGGUCGCAAGAAACCGUCAGUUCCGGAAGAGGUCGAGUCGAGCGUCUGCUGGCGCAGGUGUGUGGUUUUGUGCUCACUGGUGAGGUAGCGGGAAGUCUUGGAGCUGAUGCCCCAGUAGUCUCGAGGUUUUAG
Symbiodinium natans is the source of this 1134-nucleotide messenger RNA. The record is from the annotation of a GenBank genome assembly. NCBI's taxonomy places the organism in Eukaryota, Dinophyceae, Suessiales, Symbiodiniaceae.